AAAAACAACAUUCUUGCAUUUUAUUUCCAUCACUUGAGAUAAUUUUAGGUCUAAAAGGGUUAAGGAUGUGAAAACAGUAAUGAGUGAGCUGUGAGUCAUUUAAUUUUUGUGUGUUAAACUGUUGUGUAGAAAUUGUGGCUAAAACAUAUACAUCAAGCAUUAUUGAUAGUGCGGCACUAAUUUAGUUAGUAAUAUUGUUCAAGCUGAUUCAAUAAAUAUAUUUGUUUUUUUAAUAAGAAAGCUUUAUCUAAGAGGCGCGGAACCAAUGUAACCCUGGUGUUUCCAGUCGGAUCUUACACGGACUGUGCGGUCAGUGCAGGAUUAGCUUCACUGCGGGUUAUUUCUCAGCUGAAUGCGCUGUUUAACGCUUUCGUUUCGAUUUUAUUAGAUAUUUACUAGCACAGAGCUGUAAGAGUAGUUUCACUGUGCUGGGUAAAGUGAAGUAAGGCUGUGGUUUGUGAGGUGAGUGUGUCUGCUAACGCGUUAGCCACCGCGCUGUUUCAGCUCCUUGUCAAACAGGAGAAUUUGAGGACAGAGGUUAGCGAGCUGCCUAGGUUUGGCUGUUAAAAAUGAGGUAAAUAUUACAGGUUGGACAGUGAUUACCGUUGGCGUGUAUUAAUGGGACAUGCUCUGGGUUUAAUUCUCACUUUUCCUCAGUGUCGUGUAGUUAACCGUUGUAUCAACAUGUAUGAAUAAUUCAAUUCUACACAAUAAGUUAGAUGCUUUUAAAAGGAUCAAGCAAUGAAGGAAGUUCUGCGCAGACUCCACAGCGGCUUUCUGAAGCUGAUUCUUUUCCCGAGCACGUUCAGGAAUACUCGUCCCCGUCCUCCUGCUUCUGAAGUGCUAACCUGCCACCUCACCCAGCGCAGACUCCCGCCCUGGACCUCCUUCUGCGUGCGCUACAGCGCGGUGCUGAAUGACCAGUUCGGCCUGUCUAACUUCAACUGGCAGGUCCAGGGAGCCAACUACCACAUCCUCAGAACUGGAGCCUUCCCCUUCAUCAAGUACCACUGCACCAAAGCACCUCCACACAACCUAGACUUCGAGAACAAGUUCUUCAACAUGCUGAAGCUCAUUAACCUGGGUAUUCCAUGUCUGGCGUACGGCCUAGGCUCAUGGAUGGUGGCGCGGGUACCAGAGACUGUGCAAACUUCAGCCGGCCCGGUCACUGUUUAUUUUGCAUAUAAGGAGGUAGACGGUGCUCAAUUUUAAUGGUAGAUUCCAUCUUGUAUUGUUUCUGUAAGGGAAAAACAACAAUAAUAAAUGGCUUACUGAUUUCAGUGUUAUGCAAAUUACUGUAUUUUUGUUACUUUUUCUGAGUAAGUGUUUGAAGUGCUAUAAUAAAGCUGUAAUAUAAUUUUCAA
Molecule: messenger RNA, 1364 nt
Organism: Astyanax mexicanus (Mexican tetra)
Lineage: Eukaryota; Metazoa; Chordata; Actinopteri; Characiformes; Acestrorhamphidae
Gene: c9h15orf61
Product: chromosome 9 C15orf61 homolog
Exons: 2
Coding region: 742-1212 (156 amino acids)
Source: RefSeq, a predicted model, not a curated record